Molecule: messenger RNA, 813 nt
Organism: Phlebotomus papatasi
Lineage: Eukaryota; Metazoa; Arthropoda; Insecta; Diptera; Psychodidae
Product: chymotrypsin-2-like
Exons: 2
Coding region: 259-753 (164 amino acids)
Biological process (GO): proteolysis
Molecular function (GO): serine-type endopeptidase activity
Source: RefSeq, a predicted model, not a curated record
UCUCUCUCUCUCCGAUUUCAGGCCUCUCCAGUGUCUCAGCCUGACAAUCUCCCGGAGAAUUUUAUAAUUGGUGGAAGUCCUACACCAGAAGGCAUAACAUUUGCGGCUUUUGUUGUGAGCUUUCUUCCAGGACAACCUAAUCAUGGCUACAUCUUCACAGGUAGCCUCAUCACCUACCAACACAUCCUAACCGUAGCCCAAGGAAUUUAUGGCUACACAAACUGGCAAGUAGGAUUGGGCAGUGUCCAUCGAGAGGAAAUGCAGUACUUUGUACCAUCCCAAGCAAUCGUACACAGUGACUACAAUCCACUAAACCUCCAACACAACUUGGGAAUUCUAAUCCUACCCCACUUAAUUCCACCGUUCUUAGUCAAUCCAAUUCAAUUGCCUCCACCAUUCCUUCAACCCUCUCCAAUGUUCCGUUACUAUGGCUUUGGCAUCACUGACUACGUCGACAUGAAUUCUGUCCCAAAUACUCUCAAACACGGUUUUACCAGUGAAAUUCCCAUCCAGAACUGUUCGUCAAUCUUUGGCGGACAACUCAUCACGGAAAAUUCAUGGUGUGCCCAGCAAUUCACCAGUGGACUCUGUCACGGGGAUCAGGGUGGACCCUUAGUGCACUUCUUCGAGAACUAUCUGAUUGCAGUGGCUAGUUUCUGGAUGGUACCCUGCCAUGGGGGCUACCCAGAUGUCUUUGUGCGUAUUGAGCCAUAUAUCGGCUGGAUAAAUAAUAUAACUAUGUCCGAUAAUUAGCUUCCAAAAAACAACUAUUGCAAUGAUUUUAUCAAUUCAAUAAAAUUGAUUCACGAAGGA